Messenger RNA from Hibiscus syriacus, 2658 nucleotides. RefSeq names its product DEAD-box ATP-dependent RNA helicase 46-like. NCBI's taxonomy places the organism in Eukaryota, Viridiplantae, Streptophyta, Magnoliopsida, Malvales, Malvaceae. The record is from RefSeq and is a predicted model, not a curated record. Bases 195 to 2252 code for a protein of 685 amino acids. Gene Ontology annotation, molecular function: RNA helicase activity; ATP binding; protein binding. The transcript has 9 exons. Gene Ontology annotation, cellular component: cytoplasm; nucleus; ribonucleoprotein complex.
UUUUCCACGUCUCCCCGUCUUUCCCAAUUCUAUUUCUCUUCGUAAUUUGUAAAGCACACAGCAGGCAAACGAGAGGGAAAUAGAGGGAGCCAAAAAAAAAAAAAACCUCGAAAAUACCCCAACAGUCGCAGCGAUUCUCGCUUCGUCUUCCUCGAUACGACACUUUCUGAUUUUUGUUGGCUGCUUUUCUUGCUAUGGCUUCCACUGUGACUGCCUCUUCUGGUCCCCGUUAUGCUCCACCUGAUCCCACUCUACCCAAACCAUGGAAAGGCCUAGUUGAUGGUAAAACUGGUUAUCUUUACUUUUGGAAUCCUGUAACAAAUGUCACACAAUAUGAAAGGCCUACAAGUGGUGAUUCUGUCCCAAAACCUUCUGUUACACCUGUAAGUUCUUCAGUUCAAGUUCAACAGUCUUCUGAAGGAUGUCAUGGUUAUAAUCUUGGCAAGGAAAAUGAUCGGGAUGAAAUGGACAGUGAAGCCAUAUCAAACCAGAAUGCUAGAAGUGGACCAGUUCAUUCCCAUAAUACACCUAAUGUGACUUCCAGCUCUGUAAUUGGAGGACCUUCUGCAAAGGGGCAAGGAUCCGUGACUGGUGGAAGAAAUUUGUCUGGUGAUGCUUAUCGCCGUCAGCAUGAGAUAACAGUAACCGGAGAUGAAGUGCCCAUGCCUUUUUCAUCAUUUGAAUCUACUGGAUUACCUUCUGAGAUACUUAGAGAGGUACACAAUGCUGGAUUUUCUGCUCCAACUCCAAUUCAGGCUCAAUCAUGGCCAAUUGCUUUGCAAGGAAGAGACAUAGUGGCCAUUGCAAAAACUGGUUCCGGGAAAACAUUGGGUUACCUUAUGCCUGGAUUUAUGCAUAUCAAGCAGUAUCGUAAGAAUCCUCAAAUGGGUCCAACUGUGUUGGUAUUAUCACCUACCAGGGAGCUGGCUACUCAGAUACAAGAUGAAGCUCACAAGUUUGGCAAUUCGUCAAGAAUUAGUUGCACAUGUUUGUAUGGAGGGGCACCCAAAGGUCCUCAGUUGAGAGAGGUUGAGAAAGGAAUUGAUAUUGUGGUUGCUACUCCUGGCCGGUUAAAUGAUAUUCUCGAGAUGCGGAAAAUCAGCCUCCAACAAGUUUCUUACCUGGUGUUAGAUGAGGCUGAUCGCAUGUUAGACAUGGGUUUUGAACCUCAGAUACGGAAGAUUGUGAAAGAAGUGCCAACCCGCAGGCAGACGCUCAUGUACACAGCAACAUGGCCAAAGGAAGUUCGGAAAAUUGCGGCAGACCUACUGGUAAAUCCUGUUCAGGUCAACAUUGGCAAUAUUGAUGAACUUGUGGCAAACAAGUCUAUUACGCAGCAUGUCGAAGUAUUAUCACCAAUGGUAAAACACAAAAGACUUGAGCAGAUACUACGCUCCCAAGAACCAGGAUCCAAGAUAAUUAUUUUUUGUUCAACCAAGAGGAUGUGUGAUCAACUUGCUCGCAACCUCAGUCGGUUUGGAGCUGCUGCUAUCCAUGGUGACAAAUCUCAGGCUGACAGGGACUAUGUGCUUGGUCAGUUCCGAUCUGGGAGGACACCAGUGCUUGUUGCAACUGAUGUAGCUGCUCGGGGACUGGAUGUAAAGGACAUCAGGUGGGGGUUGGAAUUUCUGCUGCAUGGUUCCAUGGCUUUAUGCUUCUAUAGCUCUAGGAAGCCAAAGCUGAUAAAUUCAGGAAACACUUGGGUGGUAAUCAACUAUGACUUCCCUACUGGAAUUGAGGAUUAUGUUCAUAGGAUUGGGAGGACUGGAAGGGCAGGUGCAACUGGAUUGGCGUUUACAUUCUUUGGUGACCAGGAUUCAAAGCAUGCUUCAGAUCUCAUCAAAAUUCUAGAGGGAGCAAACCAGAAGGUGCCUGCAGAACUUCAUGAAAUGGCUUCACGUGGUGGUGGCAUGGGAAGGCCUAGACGUUGGGCUCCAAGUUCUGGUGGCCAUGAUGGAGGAUGUGGUGGAUGCACUGAUUCAGGUUGUGGUGGUAGGGAUGGUGGAAGGGGUGGUCGAGGAACUUCUACAUUCUCUAGUUGGCAUGAAAGAAGUGGAGGGCAUGGGUAUGGUCACGAGUCUGGUGACAGGAAUGAUGGUGGUUUCCAUGAUGGUUAUGAUAAGGGACAAAAUCGCAGCCGGAGUCGUAGCCCUGACAGGUUUGAUAGUGGUUCAGGACGUGAACGUUCCCCAGUGCUCAGUUUUCAUGAGAUGAUGAUGAAACGUGAUCGGUCAUCCGCAGGUGAUCACUAAUUUCAUUUGACCUCAAAAUUGAGGUGAUUUUGGUAUUUUUUUACAAGGACUUCAGAUGCUCUCUUACGUAUCUGUUUUUGUGCAUGUUAUAUAUGCAAGUAAUCCCCGGGUAUGGGGCUGUGUGCAGCAGUGAAGCAAUGAAGUUUCAGAAACUGGGCUUACAAUGAAAAUCUUUUGGUUUUCGGUUAGAUUUUAUAGGCUAUUAGUUGGCUCAACUUGGAAAUUAUAAGAAUGUUUUAGGUGGGACUAGAAGAUAAGAAGUUGAAAAUGCAAUAGUAACGGGAGGAAGAAUAUCAGAUGGUUUUUGUUAUUUAUUUAUCAGGAAAUGUUGAAGGAUGGAUAUACACGAUUGCAUUGUAAAGUUUACAUGCUAAUUUCAAUCAAAUGCGCUGCCAGCUUAGCUUUG